AACCCCUGGUUGCUAUUGAAAAGCCUGAUGCCAUGGUGACUCCUGAUCCUUAGUAUGUGACCUGCUUCUUUCUAUCUGAAAGUGGUUAGGGUCUUCUCUCCCCUCCUCCCCCAAUACUCUGAAAUCUCAUGUCAGACCUUCCAUGGGUGUCUUUGCACCCAUCAUAAGAGACCCCUUUUCAUCAAGAGACUUGUAGCUCAGUCCUAUGAAAUCUUCUCGUGUGUUUUUUUCCGAAGUCCUUUCUUUUCCUUUGGUCCUUCUGAUUUGAACUCUUUGGUUGGAUGCUAGACGUUCUGGACUGCUUCUCUAAGUCUUUCUCUUGGUCCUUCUCUCCUGCUCUCAUCUUAUUUCCUCUCACUGGAUUUUAAAUUUCCACCCUUGUAGUUUUCAUUUCCCAGAGCGUUCUGGUGUUCUCUGUCUGGUUUUCAUGGCAUCCCUGGAAGGAUGUCAAGAGAGGAGGGUCAGGGACAGAUAAAGUAGCCUGGGCUCACUGUGCCUUCCCCUCUUCCCUAAGAGCCGCCUCUGAGGUCCCAUAUGGCUCCUCCAGUCUGGACUCUGGUGCUGCUGGUGGGGGCCGCCUGGGGCCAGGGCCACAUGCCUGCCCCUGUCCGGAAGGGGAAGCCUUCAGAAUGGAAGCCAGUUGCCCGCAACUCUAGGGAUAACUCUGUUCUCACUCAGUGUGACUUUGAGAAUAACUCCAACCCCCUCUGUGAUUGGACCCAAGUGUCCACAGAUGACGGGGACUGGACUCGAGCCAGUGGACCCUCCCCCAUCGGCAGUACGGGUCCCCCCGGGGGCUACCCCAACGGAGAGGGCUACUACCUGCACAUGGCAUCAAGCACCUUCCACCGGGGCGGGGUGGCCCGCCUACGCAGCCCCCCCGUAUGGGAGCAAGGCCCCCUCUGCGUGCACUUCGCCUACCACCUGUUCGGGCUCUCGUGGGGCGCCCAGCUCAAACUGCUGCUGCUCAGAGGCACCAAGAAGAAGCGUCCCAGCCUGCUCUGGAAACGUACUAACACCCAGAGCCCCUCCUGGAUUCCCACCGCUGUCACCGUGCCUAUGGGGCUUGCCCUGCCCAGGCGGGUGAUGUUUGAAGGAGUGAGGGGCAGCACGGCUUACCUGGACACUGCUCUGGAUGCCAUCUCCAUCCACAGGGGCUCCUGCAAUCGAGUCUGCAUGAUGCAAAUGUGCAGCUUUGACAUUCCAAAUGAUCUCUGUGGCUGGAGCUGGAUCCCGACAGCCUCUGGGGCCAAGUGGGUCCAGAAGAAGGGGUCUUCCGGGGUGCUGAAAGUGGGGCCUGAGGACGAUUUCUCUAGCCCUGGUGGUGGCUUCUACAUGCUCCUGGACCCCAAGAAUGCAAAACCGCGGCAGAAAUCUGUCCUCCUGAGUCCCCUGAGCCAGUCCUCUGGCUGUUUGAGCCUGUCCUUCCACUACAUCCUCUAUGUCCAGUCACCUGGUGCAGCCCUCGCCAUCUAUGCUUCUGUCUUGGGCAGCAUCAGGAAACACACUCUCUUCUCAGGACAACCUGGACCUAAUUGGCAGCCUGUUACUGUCAAUUACACAGCCCAGGGACAAAUUCAGUUCACUGUGGUGGGUGUGUUUGGAGAGACCCCAGAGCCAGCUGUGGCAGUGGAUGCUAUCAGCAUUGCUCCCUGUGGGGAGAGCUUUCCUCAGUGUGACUUUGACGAUGAUGCCCAUCCCUUCUGUGACUGGGCCCAGGCAUCAGGGGAUGGUGGACGCUGGACCCGGGGAAGUAAAAAUAUGCACAUCCAGGGUACAGGUGCUUUUGGAGGUUCCCUUAAUGGAGAAGGUCGCUAUAUCUAUUUCGAGGCUGACAAGUUCUCUGAGGCAGGCCAGUCUUGCAGACUGGUGAGCCGGCCCUUCUGUGCCCUGAGUGCGAUCUGUGUGGAGUUUGCUUACCACAUGUAUGGCCUAGGAGAGGGCGCUAAACUCAGUCUCCUGCUGGAGAGUCCCGCAGGCAGUUUCCCGACUUCUCUCUGGCACCGCGUUGGGUCUCAGAGCCCCGACUGGCUGAACACCUCCGUCACUAUCCCUUCGGGGCAUCAACAGCCCAUGCAGCUGAUAUUGGAGGCCAUCAGAGGGACCAACACUGCCUUUGUUGUCGCUGUGGGUUUUAUCUUGAUCAAUCACGGGACUUGUAGAGGAACUAUGCCAACAGUGCUUCCUUCCAAAUCUCCAGUUCCCCCCACUGGGCCUUCUGAAACCCUUGUCUCCACAGAAAAACCUAGGACUCCCACAGAAAAACCUACAGUCCCCAAAGAAAAACCUAUGGCCACCACAGAAAAACCCACUGUCCCCAGUGAAAUAUCCACUGUCCUCACAGAAAAACCCAUGGCCCUCACAGGAAAACCCAUGACCCCCACAGAAAAACCUAUGACACCCCAAAUAAAACCUAUGGCCCUCACAGAAAAACCCACUGUCACCACAGUAAAGCCCAUAGUCCCAACAGAAAAGCCCACUAUUCCCACUAAAAAACCCACUGUCCCCUCUGAAGAGACCAUUGUGCCCUCUGAAGAGACCACUGUCCUUCCCAAAGAGCCCACCAUCUCCACUGGAAAACCUACCAUCCCCACUGGAAAGCCUACCAUCCCCACUAAAAAGUCCACUAUACCCCCUGAAAAGCCCAGUAUCUCCACAGAAAAGCCCAUUGUCCACACAGAAAGACCUACUGUCCACACUGAAAGGACCACCAUCCACACUGAAAGGUCCACUGUCCCCAUAGAAAAACCCACUAUGCCCACUGAAAGGCCCACCAUCCCCACAGAAAAAUCUACCCUUCCCACAGAGAAACCCACCACCCCUACUGAAAAGACCACCAUCCCCACAGAAAAAUCUACCCUUCCUAAAGAAAAACCCACCGUCCCCACUGAAAGGCCCACAGUGCCCACAGAAAAACCCACUGUCCCCACUGAAAGUUCCACCAUCCCCACAGAAAAACCUACCCUUCCCACAGAAAAACCCACCGUCCUUACUGAAAGGCCUACCAUCCCCACAGAAAAACCCACCACCCCUACUGAAAAGACCACCAUCCCCACAGAAAAACCUACCCUUCCUAAAGAAAAACCCACCGUCCCCACUGCAAGUUCCACCAUCCCCACAGAAAAAUCUACCCUUCCCACAGAAAGACCCACCAUCCACACAGAAAAGCCUACACUUCCCACGGAAAAGCCCACCGUCCUUACUGAAAGGCCUACCAUCCCCACAGAAAAAAACACCAUCCCUACUGAAAAGACCACCAUCCCCACAGAAAAACCUACCCUUCCCACAGAGAAACCCACCAUCCCCACAGAAAAAUCUACCCUUCCCACAGAGAAACCCACCACCCCUACUGAAAAGACCACCAUCCCCACAGAAAAACCUACCCUUCCUAAAGAAAAACCCACCAUCCCCACUGAAAGGCCCACAGUUCCUACAGAAAAGCCCACUGUCUCCAUUGAAAGGCCCACCAUCCCCACAGAAAAACCUACCCUUCCCACAGAAAAACCUACCCUUCCCACAGAAAAACCCACCGUCCUUACUGAAAGGCCUACCAUCCCCACAGAAAAACCCACCACCCCUACUGAAAAGACCACCAUCCCCACAGAAAAACCUACCCUUCCUAAAGAAAAACCCACCAUCCCCACUGAAAGGCCCACAGUUCCUACAGAAAAACCCACUGUCUCCAUUGAAAGGCCCACCAUCCCCACAGAAAAACCUACCCUUCCCACAGAAAAACCUACCCUUCCCACAGAAAAACCCACCGUCCUUACUGAAAGGCCUACCAUCCCCACAGAAAAACCCACCACCCCUACUGAAAAGACCACCAUCCCCACAGAAAAACCUACCCUUCCCACAGAGAAACCCACCAUCCCCACUGAAAGGUCUACAGUUCCCACAGAAAAACCCACUGUCCCCACUGAAAAGACCACUGUCUCCACUGAAAACCCCCCUGUCCCCACUGAAAGGCCUACCACCCCUACUGAAAAGACCACCAUCCCCACAGAAAAAUCCACUGUCCUCACUGAAAAGACCACCGUCCCUACUGGAAGGCCUACCAUCCCCACAGAAAAAACCACCAUCCCUACUGAAAAACCCACUGUCCCUACAAAAAACCCCACCAUCCCCACAAAAAUAUCUACUUUUGCCACUGAAUGGCACACAGUUCCUACAAUACCCCAGCCCAGCCCAACACUUGUACCCAUUGGGCCAACAGUCUUGGUGAUGCCUUCUACUGCUCCAAGUACCUCCACGACCGCUACAACCCCUGGACGCACUCCAGCGAGGUGUCCCCCAAAUGCCCACUAUGAGCGCUGCACCUGCCCAGCAUCCUGUGAGAGACCCAAGCCCAACCGUGGGCCCCCCUGCAAACCUGGCUGUGGCUGCAAUUCUGGCUUCUUGUUUCGGGGAUCCCUCUGCAUCAAUGCCUCGUCCUGCAAUUGCUUCUACAACAACAAUUACUAUAAGCCUGGGGCAGAGUGGUUCAGCUCCAACUUCACAGAACGUUGCCGCUGCAGGCCUGGCAGUCGGAUGGAGUGCCAGAUCUCUCAGUGUGGGACUCACACAGUGUGCCAGCUGAAGAACGGCCACUACGGAUGCCAACCCUAUGGCACCGCCACCUGCACCGUCUACGGAGACCCGCACUAUCUCACCUUUGAUGGAAGACACUUCAACUUCAUGGGCAAAUGCACCUACGUCUUGGCCCAACCUUGUGGCAACUCGACAGAGCCAUUCUUCAGAGUGGCGGCAAAGAAUGAAGAUCGAGGACAGGAAGGCAUGUCCUGCCUGAGCAAAGUCUACGUGACCCUGCAUGAGAUCACCAUCACCCUGCUCAGGGACAGGCGCACGCUGGUUGGGGGGAAGCAAGUCUCUCUCCCAGCGGUACCUUCUAAAGGAAUCUUCCUGGCUUCAAGUGGGCAGUUUGUGGAGCUGCAGACAGCGUUUGGUUUGCGGGUGAGAUGGGAUGGCAACCAGCAGCUGUAUAUAAGUGUGCCCAGCACCUACUCUAGCAAACUCUGUGGCUUCUGUGGCAACUAUGACGGGGACGGUAGCAAUGACAACCAGAAGCCCGACGGUAGCCCAGCGCUGGACGAUGAGGAGCUGGGCAACAGCUGGCAGACGGCAGAGGACGAGGACAAGGAGUGCCAGAAGAACCCGACAGUUCCUCCCUCGUGCAAGUCAGGCUUGCAGAACAGUCUGUCGGGACUACAGUUCUGUGGACGGCUCUUGGACACCCGCGGAGCCUUUGAGGCAUGUCUGCCUCACCUCAAGGCCUCCUCGUUCUUCAAGAGCUGCACGUUUGACAUGUGUAAAUUCCAGGGGCUGCAGCCAGUGCUGUGUGCCCAUAUGGCAGCCUUGACUGAGAUCUGCCAGGAUGCUGGCUAUGCCGUGAAGCCUUGGAGGGGACCCCAAUUCUGCCCAAUGACCUGCCCGCCCAACAGCACGUACACGCUGUGUGCCAGGGUGUGCCCCGCCACCUGCCAUUCUGGGUUCUCUGGCAUGGCCUACCAGAACCGGUGUGUGGAGGGCUGUGAGUGCAACCCGGGCUUCGUCCUCAGCGGUCUCCAGUGUGUCCCCCACUCCCAGUGUGGGUGCCUCGAGCCCACACUGGGCUACUUCAAGGUAGGGGAGCGGUGGUUCAAGCCAGGCUGCAGACAGCUCUGUACCUGCGAGAGCAACAAUAAAAUUCGCUGCACGCAGUGGAGGUGUCAGGCCCAGGAGGUCUGUCGUCAGCAGGAUGGCAUCUAUGGCUGCCAUGCCCUAGGGGCCGCCACCUGCACCGUCUCAGGGGACCCCCACUACCUGACGUUCGACGGAGCCUUGCACCACGUCGUGGGCACCUGCAGCUACAUCCUGACCAGGCCUUGCCAGUCUAGGUCUCUAGAGAGCUACUUCAUCGUGAGCGCCACCAAUGAGUUUCGCAGUGGGAACUUGGAGGCCUCUUAUGUCAGAUCCGUUCACCUGCACAUCUUCAACCUGAGAAUCUCGCUCAUCAAAGGCCACAAGGUCAUGCUGAAUGGUCGCCGAGUGGCCCUGCGUGUGUGGCCUGCGCAAGGCCGGGUGAGCAUAAGGCCUAGCGGUUCCUUUAUCCUCCUCUACACGGACUUUGGGCUUCAAAUUCCCUACGAUGGGAAGCAUCUGGCCGAAGUGACAGUGCCCUCCUCCUAUGCUGGCCGGCUCUGCGGGCUGUGUGGCAACUACAACAACAAUAGCCUGGAUGACAAUCUGCUCCUGGACAAAAGGCCUGUGGCCAGCUCGGAUGGCCUGGGCGUCGCCUGGAAGUUCCCUGAUUACUCUGAAACAGGCUGCUUUGCUAAGAGUCCGAAGCCCUCCAGAUGCCAGGAGAACAGAGGGGCAAACAGCUGGGAAAAGAACUGUGAUGUCUUAAUGGACCCUCAGGGACCCUUCUCUCAGUGCCACGGGGUGGUGCCUCCCCAGUCCAGCUUCGCCAGCUGUGUGUAUGGCCAGUGUGGGACCAAGGGGGACACCCUGACCCUGUGCCGCUCCCUGCAGGCCUAUGCAUCCCUGUGCGCGCAUGCUGGCCAGGCCCCUUCCUGGCGGAAUGGCACCUUCUGCCCUCUGAAGUGCCCGUCCAGCAGCAGCUACAGCCCCUGUGCCAACCCCUGCCCAGCCACCUGCCUCAGCCUGACGGCCCCCAGAGACUGCCCAGCAGCACUGCCCUGUACGGAGGGCUGUGAGUGCCAGAAAGGUCACAUCCUGAGUGGAACCUCCUGUGUGCCCCUCAGCCAGUGCGGCUGCAUCGACCAGGAGGGCUACUACCACCCGGUCGGGGAGAGAUGGUACGCGGACCACACCUGUUCCAGGCUCUGCACCUGCUCCACUCGCAACGCCAUCUCCUGCCAGCAGGCCGCCUGCAAGCCUGGCCAGAUGUGCUGGCCCCUGGAUGGGCUGCUACACUGCCGGGCUUCAGGUAUGGGAGUGUGCCGUAUCUCAAACCACUCUCAGUACCUGAGCUUCGAUGGCACUUACCACACCAUCAGGGACACCUGCACUGGUAUCCUGGUGAAAGUGUGCCACCCCACCAUGGACCUGCCUUUCUUCAAGAUCAGCAUCAAGUAUGGGAAGAAGAGAGGCCAAUCCGCUGUUUCCUACCUCCACCAGGUCAACGUUGACUUCUUUAAUACCCUCAUUACCUUGAUAAAGGACCACCGUGUGCUGAUCAACGGCACACAGGUCACCUUUCCCUUCGCCACCGAGAUCCGAGGGCUCAGAAUCAGUAUUGUUGGCAACAACACCGUACUCUAUUUUAACACCGGGGUCCAGGUCAAGUUUGACGGCAAAGAUUUCUUUGAGGUCCAGCUCCCUGCAGCCUAUUACCAAAAGGUCUGUGGCUUGUGCGGAAACUUCAAUGGUGAGGAAGAGGAUGAGCUCAUGAUGCCCAAUGACGAAUUAGCCCAGAAUGACGCUGAAUUUGUGGAGAGUUGGCAAGAUAAGGAGUCUCACCCAAAUUGCCAAAAAGAGAGCCAGGAGACCCAAGCAUACCUAGUGAGAGCCCAGGAACAAUGCCAGGCAGCCUUUCAGACUCCGGCCUGGACUGAGUGUGCCACCUACGUGUUCCUCAAGCCCUUCCUGCUCAAGUGUAUCCACAACCUCUGUCAGUUUGGAGGCCUACGCCAUGCCCUCUGUGGAUCUCUGGAAAACUUCGCAGCCGCCUGCCGGGCCCGGGGGCUCCAGCCCCCAAUCUGGAGAAACAGCAGUUUCUGCCCCCUGGAAUGCCCCAUACACACCCAGUAUUCGUCCUGCGUUCCCUCCUGCUUACCUUCCUGCGUGGACCCAUCAGGCCAGUGCAGUGACACCCAAGUCCCCACCAUCUGCAAGGAGGGCUGCAUUUGUCAGUCUGGCUUCGUGCUCAGUGGGAAAGAGUGUGUACCCAGGAGUCAGUGUGGCGGCUGCACAGACGACUAUGGCAGCUCCUUCCCUGAGGGUAAGACCUGGAUCACCAUUCGCUGCACCAGAAGGUGUGCCUGCACUUUGGGAACCGUUCACUGCCAGCAGUUCAGCUGCCCCUCUGGCUCCCAUUGUGAGCCCCAAUCUGACAGCACGGGCACCUGUGACGUUAACACAUCAGAACAAUGCUCAGUUUACGGGGACCCCCAUUACCGCACAUUUGAUGGCCUCAGCUACCUAUUCCGGGGCCGCAUGACUUACACUCUGAUAAAGACGGUGGACGCGCUCCCCACUGGGGCGGCGCCUCUGAUCGUCGAGGGGCGCAACAAAGUGUAUUUGCCCUGGAGCCCCGUCUACCUGCACGAAAUCAUCGUGGUGAUCUAUGGCUACACAGUCCAGCUCCGGGCUCAUCUGGAGCUCGUGGUCAACAACCAGAAGGUGGGCAUCCCCUACCAGCCCGAUGACCGUCUGCGGGUUAACCUGCGAGGCCACCGCCUGUUUCUGAUCACUGACUUCGAGAUGCUUGUCCGCUUUGACGGAGGCAAAAAUGCAGUGAUCACGCUGCCCAACAAGUACAAGGGGCUCGUGCGUGGCCUGUGCGGUAACUUUGACGGGAACAAGAGGAAUGACUUCGUGCUGCCCAACGGCACCAUCACCCAAGACCUCAUCGGCUUUGGCAACAGUUGGGAGGUACACGGGAUCAGUGGCGGCCUCGCCCGCUUCGCAAGGGCCAUACCGGAGGAGGAAGAGGAGGAAGGGGAGGAGUCAGGCUCCGACACUUCGGAAUGCACCCCGGAGCGGCUGGCGCUCAUCAACAGCACCCAGGCGUGUAGGGUGCUGGUGGACCCCCAGGGCCCCUUUGCUGCCUGUCACCAGACUGUGGCCCCCGAGCCCUUCCAGGAGCACUGUGUGUUUGAUCUGUGUACCGCCCAGACCCCCAAAGAGCAGGAGGAACUUCGCUGCCAGGUCCUCAGCGGCUACGCCAUCAUCUGCCAGGAGGCGGGAGCCACCCCGGCCGGCUGGCGGGACCUCACCGGCUGUGCCUUGGCGUGUCCGGCCAACACCGUCUAUCAGAGCUGUAUGACACCCUGCCCAGCCUUCUGUGCCAACUUGGCAGCCCCUAGGGACUGCAAGGGACCCUGUGUGGAAGGCUGUGCCAGCCUCCCAGGCUACAUCUACAGUGGUGCCCGGAGCCUCCCCGUGGCCCACUGUGGCUGCACCAGCAACGGCAUCUACUACCAGCGGGGUGACAGCUUUGUGACCGAGGAUUGCUCUCAGCGCUGCACCUGCGCCAGCUCGGGGGUGCUGCUGUGUGAGCCCCUCCGCUGUCGUGCCGGGGAGAUCUGCACCCUGGGGAACCUCACUCGUGGCUGCUUCCGAGAAAGCCCAUGUCUACGGAACCCCUGUCAAAAUGAUGGACGGUGCCAGGAGCAGGGAACCCACUUCACCUGUGAGUGUGAACUCGGUUACGGGGGGCACCUCUGCACAGAGCCCCAGGAUGCGCCACCCCCUGGAAAACCAGAAGCAUCCAGCUUUGUGGCCAUCCUGUUGGGGAUGCUCGUGCCUGUGGUGGUCAUAGUGCCGGCAGUGACCUGGGAAUGUGUUUCCAGGAAGAGGAGGAGGAGGGAGAAAACGCAGAGCCAGAACAGAGAACAGGCUGGCCGAUGCUGGUGAGAACCAUCCCGGCCCCACAAAACCUUGGCGACUGGGAGCUGAGUCUGCCUCUAACGCGGGGUUUUCUCACUUUCUCCUCAGAUUUCGUUCCAGAGCAUGCCCUUAGAGUCCCUCAGUUUUGAGUUGCCCUCAAAAAAGGAGAGAGAAAAUUAAAAUUUAUUUUUGAAAUGUGAA
Messenger RNA from Neofelis nebulosa (Clouded leopard), 9753 nucleotides. It is a transcript of the gene ZAN, whose product is annotated as zonadhesin. The record is from RefSeq and is a predicted model, not a curated record. Gene Ontology annotation, molecular function: protein binding. Lineage: Eukaryota; Metazoa; Chordata; Mammalia; Carnivora; Felidae. Gene Ontology annotation, cellular component: membrane.